Vitrella brassicaformis is the source of this 1316-nucleotide messenger RNA. NCBI's taxonomy places the organism in Eukaryota, Vitrellaceae. The record is from the annotation of a GenBank genome assembly.
AUCAACUCACAGCCAGCGGUCAUCCUCAAGCAAAGAUCAUCCCUUCCCGUCCUUUCGGUGACGACCAAUAGUGGCCAUGGUGGCAGGGGCGCUGCUGCUGAUGCUGGUGCUGCUUCCAUUCAUCUUGCCGUCGGCAUCUGGCUUCGUCCUUCCCAGCCCGAGCCAACGACUGAGAGCACCGGCUGCCCAGAAGGUCACGCGACUGAGUCAGGAGCAACAACGGGAGGCUUACGAUUGGGCUCUGACGCACAUCGAGGACAUCGUAUCGCUUCCCUUCUUCAUCGAGGGCACCAUUGACAGUGCUGUGCCGGUCAUCAGAGGCAAGACGGGAGACUGGGCACUCGACUUAUCGGAGAAUCCAGAGGAGGAUCUGAAAGCUGCGUAUGCGUCCGCCACUCAGUCGCCGGUCGGUUUGCUUGGCGAGGAGCCAGCUGACAGGGUGGAUUUUGAGCAUCGAAAGUCGAGGGAAUUCGCAGCCAGCGAUCUGCAAAUAGAGGGAACGAUGGCGGGUUGCACUUAUCUGCAAUACUAUACACCGUGGAAGUACCAGAAAGAUCAAUGUCAGUACAGCACCAAUGACACAUGGACUGCAGUCAUCGAGGAAAUAUGUCAAGAAGCCGCCGACAGGAAUUCGCCGGGCAGCGAAGUCAAAGCAGAACUGUACAAGGUAAAGGAUUUCGUUGAUGCAGCCGCAAGUCUUGCUCUCUAUGAUGAUCCACGUCUAUGUUGUCAUCGCAGAUGCUGAUUUACGGCGAGAGGGACCAUUUUGCAAAACACAUCGAUACACAGCGCUCGGCAGACAUGUUUGCGACGCUCAUCGUCUCUCUCCGACCGAGUACAAAGGAGGAGCUUUCACGCUGUGGAAAAAUGGAGAAGCUCAUGAAACCAGCGAUUCUACUUAUUGUCUACCCUGGGUAGCCUUCUAUUCUGACGUGCCACAUAGCGUCGAGACAGUCACUUCGGGCUAUCGCUGUGUCCUCGUGUACAAUCUGAGCCGCCGGCAAGUUGGACAGAGGUGCGGAGAAGCAAGAUCACGGAGAAAUUUGUGGGGUCACUAAAACAGUGGUUUCAGGAGACAGAGAGGUAUCCUCACAUGUGUGCGUUGGGUGCGUGCGUCAGAGGUGUUUUUUGGUUGUGUGUGUUUUCAGGCCUUGGCGAUCGCCCUCGAAUAUGAGUACACCCCUUCGAGCAUUGGCAUGGAGUAUCUGAAGGGCAGGGACAGAUUGCUCUAUGACAUAUUGGCCGAGCACUUCAACAUCAGUCUAGAGAUAAUUCAUCAGAAUUGGAGAGCUCUGCCAGAUGUUGAUGGACAAUGA